CUAAUCGCAAAAUUUUAUCAGAUUCCAUUCAAAUCUAGAAGUGUAAAAAUUGUCUGUUUCAUUGCUUUCGAGGUAUUUUCGUAUUGAACGAUCGGAAUUCACCCCUGAAGUGCUGGUCUGAAUCUUCUAAAUACACAUCUUUCCGUCAAAAAGCAGUUCCAGCAAAAUCAUGUCUGGACAGCAAGAUCGAAACCAAUUGAAUGAUGACAUUGAUUAUCAACGGCAUGAUCCUGUAAAUAUCAUAUAUAAAAUUGGAAUCUAUGGUUGGAGAAAAAGAUGCUUGUAUCUGCUUGUUCUUAUUGUCACAGUCGUCACAAUAAUUAAUCUAUCUCUUACUAUCUGGAUCAUGCAUGUCAUGAAUUUUAACUUGGAUGGAAUGGGAAAGCUGAAAAUCACCAACAAAGGUGUUCUACUUCAAGGAAAUGCAGAGUUUGUGAAAUCACUUCAUGCAGAAUCCAUUGAAACAAUAAAGGGCAAGGAAUUGACUGUCCAGUCAACAGCAAAUGUGACAGUAAAUUCACGAAAUGAAAGUGGCGCGAUAGUAUCACAAUUUGUCGUUGGAAAGGGAGAAAUUGUUUCUAAACAAAAAGUUUUCAAAGUUCAUUCAAAUAAUGGAAAAGAACUUCUCUAUGCAGAUAAAGAUGAGAUUCGCUUUGGAUAUGACAUGAUAAAAUUUGCAAAUGAUGAAACAACUGCAAACUUUACUGGAGCCUUGCAAACUGAGGAUGUCCGUGCUCCUCCAUACAAACAUCUUGAACUUCACUCUCCAACCCGAUCUGUUUAUCUUCAAGCUCCAAAGCAUAUUAAUCUUAAUACGAAAGGUGGUGAUAUUUUUGUUCAAAGCAAGAGCUCAGCUUCAUUUGAAUCCAAAGAGUUCGUAUUUGACGGAAAGAUAAUCAAGUUCGUCGACUUACCUUUUGUCAGAGGAAGUAAAGCUAUAAAUAAUAGUAAUGCGAAGGAAGUUUGUAUUUGUGAAAAUGGUCGUUUGUUUGCGGCAGAUUCUAGUUUAAAAUGCGCAGCCACUGCUGGCAUUUGUAAUUAGGAUAGCUGUGACUUUUGCUGUUUCGAACAUUUCUAGUAAAUAAUUUUUAUGACAAAGAUGUGGUAUACCAGAACGAUGAAGAAUUUUAUUUGGCCUUUUGUAGCUAGUUAUAGUUUUAUGUAUAGUAAUUGCUUCCAAUUUGGUAUUAUGUAAACACGAUGAGCUCCGAAUUGAUAUAAGGAAAUUCGGAGACGAACAAUUAUCAUUUAAGUUCUUACGUAUUAGCUAUGUUUAUUUUAUCAUGAAGCUAACUUUUCUUCUUAGCUGUUGUUAUUAUUAGAAAGUAUAUAUGUAAUGUUAACUUAACUGUGCAAGUUGCUGAAUUUUGAGAAUACUUGUAUUAAAUGGUUCAGCAUUUUUAA
Xenia sp. Carnegie-2017 is the source of this 1404-nucleotide messenger RNA. RefSeq names its product delta-sarcoglycan-like. NCBI's taxonomy places the organism in Eukaryota, Metazoa, Cnidaria, Anthozoa, Malacalcyonacea, Xeniidae. The transcript has 6 exons. The coding region runs from base 170 to 1042 and encodes 290 amino acids. Gene Ontology annotation, biological process: heart contraction; cardiac muscle tissue development. Gene Ontology annotation, cellular component: sarcolemma; sarcoglycan complex. The record is from RefSeq and is a predicted model, not a curated record.